AUGACUGAGGCAGAACUAAUAUUACGUGAUUUCUUAGAAUCAGUUCUUAAGGAACGAGGUUCCCAACAGAAAGAAGUGAGAAUACAAGAAAUAAACUCAGACGGUGCUAAUUAUACAGCGCUAUUAUUUUUAAUAAACGUAGAAACUUUUGAUAAAGAAUUAAAAUUGUUUGCGAAAGUUGCUAACAUAACCGAUGAGGCAAGGAGGGCUUUGGAUUGUGACAAUUUAUUCUGCACUGAGAAAUUUGUUUACAACCAACUUAUACCUCUUUAUAAAAAUCUCCAAAAAGAUUUAGAUGAAGAACACAAGUUCAUAUUUCCUGAAUUCUACGGCUUUAAUGAUGUUUACGGUAAGGAAAUAGUCAUAUUAGAAAAUGUACUUGAAAGUGGUUAUAAGCCUUACAGUCGUUUUAAAUCCAUGGAUUGGGAUCAUGGCAGAGUUUGUGUGGAGGCUUUAGCACGGUUCCACGCUCUGUCGUUUGCAUUGAGGAAGAGUGACCCAGAAGGUUUUCAAAAAAUUGCUACGGACAUGGCGUUGCGUUCCGAUACACAAAGUAUGGAACAUUAUAAUCUAUACCAAUUCGUCACUAUGGUGGAAGAUGCUGGAAGAUUUUUAAAAGAUGAUCAUCUCGAUAAAGUGAGGAAAUUGAUGUAUUGUAAGGGCAAUUUUGAAAAAUUUAAGAAGCCCCUCAGUACACCGGUCAUAGUCCACGGUGAUUACAGACUAAGCAACUUGCUUUUUAAAGGGACGGGAUCUGAUCUUGAGACAGUAGUAGUCGAUUACCAGACCGUUUAUAUUGGAUGUCCCGUAGCAGAUCUCUACUACAUCAUAUUUCUGGGCUCAGAUGAACACUUCCGAAGUCUCUAUUAUGACAAACUAAUAAAUCAUUACUAUACGAGUCUAGAAGAAGCUCUGAAGAGGUUGGCUGUAGAUCCUGUAGAAGUGUAUCCGAGAGAGAACUUUGAAAGUGAUUUGAAAGAGUCAUUACCCUUCGUUGUUUUGACGGCCUUGGCAGCCUUACCAAAUGUGCUGGCAGACGUCGGAUCAGUACAGAAAACGAAUUGUAAAUUUGAUGUGAAAGAUUUUAUAAAGCCAAAAUUUAGUGAUUUAUAUAAAGAGCGACUUAGAGGAAUUAUAAGUGACUUCGUCAGUUGGAAUGUCAUUUGA
Messenger RNA from Danaus chrysippus (African queen), 1167 nucleotides. The record is from the annotation of a GenBank genome assembly. NCBI's taxonomy places the organism in Eukaryota, Metazoa, Arthropoda, Insecta, Lepidoptera, Nymphalidae.